Messenger RNA from Sceloporus undulatus (fence lizard), 1216 nucleotides. RefSeq names its product lysoplasmalogenase-like. The transcript has 3 exons. The coding region runs from base 177 to 830 and encodes 217 amino acids. Gene Ontology annotation, cellular component: membrane. NCBI's taxonomy places the organism in Eukaryota, Metazoa, Chordata, Lepidosauria, Squamata, Phrynosomatidae. The record is from RefSeq and is a predicted model, not a curated record.
UGUCAGUGACGGGCCAAGCACAGGUCCCAGGGAGUUCCUCCCAACUUUUACAAAAAUUGAAAAAAGAUCCCUUGUGCCAUCUAGCUGUGGGGAGCAAUUUGUUGUUGCUGUUUUGCCUUCUUCCUCCAAACCAAUAGACUUAGGACCUUUUUACACUCGAUGUAUCCCGUUCAGAAAUGACUGGGAAUCUGCUAAUCAAGCUGCUGCCUUUCUUGAUCUCCUGCAUCGUCUAUUUUGCACUCAAGCUUCCUGAACCCAGUGCCCUUGCUGCCCUUGUCAAGUGCUUUCCGACCCUCUACUUGGCUUUCCUUGUGGCCAUACAAUCCCAUAGUGCCGGCGCCUGGACACCAUACUCCCGGAGGGUCUUCCAAGGCCUCCUGCUCUCAGCUGUGGGAGAUGCCUGCCUGGUGUGGCCUCAGCUUUUUCUUCCAGGACUGGCUGCCUUUGCUGCAUGUCACAUCUCCUACAUCUUGGCAUUUGGCCUGACUCCCUUUCGGCCCCUCGUCUUCGUCGUCGCCGUGGGGGCUGUGUUUGUGGCUUACAUCUACCUGGUGAUGCCCUGCUUGAAUGGCAUCUCUCUAUGGGCUGAGACAGCCUCCAAAGUCCCACUCAGCAUGAUGGCCUGGAGGGCACUGUCUCACCCUGGACGCCAGCUGAGCACGUCCUUUGGCAGCCUCCUCUUCUUUGCCUCUGAUCUCUUUUAUGGCAUUGAAACGUUCUGCUCCUUCCUACCUCACUCUCGCUUCCUCAUCAUGUCCACUUACUACACCGCCCAGGCCUUGUUUACAUUUUCUGUGGCCUCCCAGAAAGCUUUCAGAAAGGAGAGCUGAACUCUGGAAUUGAUUUGGAAGACCUCAAGAAUAUUGACCAUCAGUGCUUUCCUUCAAAGUUCAGCUUGUACAUCAGCUCCCCUGAAGAACCUGUGCUCUCUGUCCCCAUUUUAGAUCCCUUUUAGAGACCUGAUUUCUCUAUUCUGGAACAAUCCAAGAGACAAUUCCAUGUUUUGUUCUCUCCAUGUUGACUCUUAUGAUCUUUGCUCUACAGUAACUCAUUGGGUGACCUUGGGCUAGUCACAUUUUCUCAACCUGGCCUACCUUACUGGGUUGUUGUGAGGAUGCAGUGGGAAGGAGGAGAGCCAUGUACCCCACCUUGACAUCAAUGGCAGAAAUGCAAGAUAUAAAUUUAAUAUAUAAAUUAAUGAAUAAAACUGCGGAGU